AUGGAGUUCGAUGAAAAAUACACGGUGGUCGAGACUGCAUUCGAAGGCGUGAACUUCAUCGACACGGCCGAAGUGUGUGGCUUGGGGCAGUCGGAGAAGCUACUGGGUGGUGCCAUCCAAAAGGGAGUCCAUGAGGGCGUCUUCAGCCGUGAAGAUCUGAUUAUCUCCACCAAGAUUUACUUCGGAUGCAAGGACAUGGCGACAGCAGGAACCAAUGGGCAAGGGAGCACUCGAAAGCACAUCUUGGAAGGCACACAGGCGUCUCUCGGGCGUCUGGGUCUCGACUACGUGGACGUCAUUUUCUGCCACCGACCUGACCCUUUCACGCCUGUCGAGGAGACUGUGCGUGCCAUGAACUAUGUCAUCAACAAGGGCUGGGCCUUCUAUUGGGGAACCAUCGAGUGGCUCCCUUCGCAGAUCAACGAGGCCUGCGAGAUCGCCGACCGUCUCAACCUUAUCCGACCCAAGUCCCAGUACAACAUCUUCGAGCGCUCUCGCGUAGAGUAUGCCUACGUCGACCUGUACAAAAAGUACAAACUUGGCCUUACGACGUGGUCUCCGCUGGCAUUCUACAGAGCUGGGCUGUUCACUGCCGUAAAUGUCGAUCGCCUGGGCUGUUGCGAACGAAAACGUGUCGACGGUGCUGGUAGGGCCAGUCGCCCCUCGCAGCUGAAGGAAAACUUAGAGGCGAUGGCAUUUGUUGGCAAGAUCACACCCGAGGUGAAGGAGAAGAGUCAACUUUGUGCCGGCUGUGCCGGAGAUGCAUCCGUUCGCAUUCGGGCGUAG
Phytophthora infestans T30-4 is the source of this 786-nucleotide messenger RNA. Its product is annotated as voltage-gated potassium channel subunit beta, putative. Lineage: Eukaryota; Oomycota; Peronosporomycetes; Peronosporales; Peronosporaceae. The transcript has 2 exons. The coding region runs from base 1 to 786 and encodes 261 amino acids. The record is from RefSeq and is a predicted model, not a curated record.